Molecule: messenger RNA, 1537 nt
Organism: Amorphotheca resinae ATCC 22711
Lineage: Eukaryota; Fungi; Ascomycota; Leotiomycetes; Helotiales; Amorphothecaceae
Exons: 2
Coding region: 44-1309 (421 amino acids)
Biological process (GO): proteasome assembly
Molecular function (GO): proteasome binding
Source: RefSeq, a predicted model, not a curated record
ACAUCAUCUCUUCACUCUUCUAUCAAUCCACGCAACCGUCACAAUGGCACCAGCCGGAGGUGUCCUGGCACCCAUAGCCAUGAGGGUGCUCAGGCAAGCCCUCAAAAAGGCCUCACAAGCCAUAAAAGAACGUCUUGGAGAGAUAUCACGCCCUGUCAACCGCGAACUACAACCUGUUCUUGUCCGAAAUGGACCACGUCAACCUAUUCCCCGUGCUGCGGCCCUUCGUCAAGGCAAGGGACGGUGGUACAGCACCCACAGCGCCGUAAAUGCCGCUCGUCGAUUUAUGAGCACUGGCCCAGGCAAAGCUACUACAUAUAGCCGUGCAUCAUUUCCAACAUCUGCAACUUCAACCGCUGUUUCACGGCUCACGACUCGGGCUCCCUUCGCCUCAACUCUACGACCGAACUUGACCGGCGGGGCCAUCCCCCGAACCGCUGGAGGCUAUACCAUCGGUGGAGGACGUGUAGGUGGGGCUCGAUACUUCUCCCAUACACCUGCUGCUCCAGCGCAAGUUGUGAACAAUGUUUCAGCAGCAGUUCGAGCCUUCUGGCUCUCUGGUCAAACUGCUCACUUUGAUGGGAUGACUCCAGCCGGAGAAAAGCGGUACCGAAGCGUGACCAAUCUCCAGGAAGAGACAUGCCGCAAGAUGCGUUCAAUGCCUAGACACGUCCCAGGUUCAUUCAUCGACUUCAAUCUCAACCCAACUGUCACGGCACUUAGUCCACUCAACGUCACCUUCCCCUACGGCUCGAAUAUGGAGCAAUCCGCCCCAAACUUGAACACCGAGGGCUUCUUGGAUGUUCUCUCUGUCGAUUUCUCACGUGCCCUGAAGGACCUGGCCAUUACAAUGAACGAUCUCAAGCGCUUAUCCGCUCUUGGUGAUCUCCCUAUAUCCCUGGAACAGAAAUCCACUCUCCGGGUUCGGUUUCCGGGCUGUGAUGCCGAGACUGUAGAGCGUCUCUGCGAUGAGGUUGGCGUGGAGAGAGGGGUUGUUCACCAAGAUCCAGAUUUUGACGACAGCCUUGGAGCGAAUGUCGCCUUGAUAUUCCCAUUCGCCCCUAGUACUGAACACACCAUGACUUCGCCAGGUGGCUCAUUGCGCUCAGAGACUGGCCACGACUAUGACGCGGUGGAGGAUAUCGUUGACAACCCUUGGCUUGAAGGCUAUGAGAGUAUGGACGCAAGUGACAAUGGGUCUGCCUACUUCACAAAGCCAGCCGACCUCCAGAACUCAUCGUCGGAAUACGAGGGUCUGGAAGGCCUCUACCGAUUUUUAGAAGAAUGUGAUAAUGCUAAGAGGAUAUAAUGGUUAGAAAUUUCAUUUGUCGACAUGUUUUUUCUGGGGCUCGGGAUACCACGCGAUUGCAAAUAGUCUUUCUUUAAGCUGAGGCUGGCUGGAUACGGAAUGGGGAUGGGAGUAUCAAGGCGCCACAGUUAACACCACUCACACUCACUCUCCCACCAACGUUGGUGGGUUCUGAAUUUCCUUAGGUAGUCUGUUAAUAUCGCAAUACUACAACAUUACCAUUGCGUG